AUGUCUCAACGGAAAUAUGCAUUAGACAUCUUACAAGACUCAGGACUUCUAGGGGCACGCCUAGACAAAUUUCCAAUGGAAGACAAUUUGAAACUUACUCCUACACAUGGUGAAUUAUUGAAUGAUCCAACUAAGUAUAGAAGAUUAAUUGGCAGGCUGGUUUAUCUUAUGGUUACUAGACCUGACAUAGUCUAUUCUGUACAUAUACAAAGUCAAUACAUGCAGCCUCAAAAACCUCAAUGGGAUGCUGCUAUACGGGUCCUUAAAUAUAUUAAGGGUACUCAAGAUCAAGGCUUAUUGUUUCAUUCCACCAAUGAUCUUACAGUGAAGGCCUUUACUGAUUCAGAUUGGGGGAGUUGGAGUGCCACAAGGAGAUCAAUUACAAGAUAUUGUAAUUUUCUUGGAAAUUCUCUUGUCUCAUGGUCCAAGAAACAAUCAAAUGUUUCAAGAUCGUCAGCAAAAGCAGAAAUAUCGGGCUAA
This is a messenger RNA of Solanum tuberosum (potato), 480 nucleotides long. RefSeq lists its product as uncharacterized. Bases 1 to 480 code for a protein of 159 amino acids. The transcript has a single exon. The record is from RefSeq and is a predicted model, not a curated record. NCBI's taxonomy places the organism in Eukaryota, Viridiplantae, Streptophyta, Magnoliopsida, Solanales, Solanaceae.